Molecule: messenger RNA, 738 nt
Organism: Postia placenta MAD-698-R-SB12
Lineage: Eukaryota; Fungi; Basidiomycota; Agaricomycetes; Polyporales; Adustoporiaceae
Exons: 10
Coding region: 1-738 (245 amino acids)
Source: RefSeq, a predicted model, not a curated record
AUGAGUCCAAUUACGCCUACAAGUGAACAGGCGCCUACGAUCUAUGUCAUCGUCGUGUAUACGGUGGUGAUCUUCGCGCUAUGGGUCAUCCCAGGAGCCCGUGUUCUCAUCAACCCAUUGAAACUAUUCACCAUCGGGUGGCACGAAUUCUGCCACAUCGUCGCCGCUGUGAUGACCGGUGGCAGUGUAGUCAAAGUGACGAUCGAUCCCGACCUCGGAGGCGCAACAUACGUAGAGGGUGGCAAUGCUCUCGCCAUCCUUUCUGCGGGAUACAUCGGCUCCACAUUAUUCGGCGGGGUAUUCGUCCUCGCCGGAUUUGAUAUCCUCAUGGCCAAGAUCGUGAGCUUCGUGCUAGGCCUCGGGCUCGUUGCGCCUCUUGCUCUCGUGCGCAACAAGCUAAUAAUAUUGCUGACCGUCAUCUACGAAGGCAUUCUUGUUGGGUUCUGGUUCAUUGACCAUGGACAAGCUCUUCGAUGGUAUUGCCUGUUCGUGGGCGUAAUGAACGUAUUUUACGUCGUCUGGGACAUCGCGGACGACAAGUACUUCCGCAAGACGAAUGACUCCGAUGCCACCCAAUUUGCGAGACUAUUUCCCCAAGUCCAAGCGCACGUCUGGGCAGCCUUGUGGAUCAUCUUCGAAGUCGGCGUCCUGAUCGGCUUCGUGCUACUUGGCAUUGUGGCUUUUAAGCGCACGAACGCGCAAAUGUUCGCUGAAGCAGGUCAAUUUCUUCCAACAUGA